Rhopilema esculentum is the source of this 665-nucleotide messenger RNA. Its product is annotated as U6 snRNA-associated Sm-like protein LSm6. The record is from RefSeq and is a predicted model, not a curated record. Gene Ontology annotation, biological process: mRNA splicing, via spliceosome; maturation of SSU-rRNA. Lineage: Eukaryota; Metazoa; Cnidaria; Scyphozoa; Rhizostomeae; Rhizostomatidae. Gene Ontology annotation, molecular function: RNA binding. Gene Ontology annotation, cellular component: U4/U6 x U5 tri-snRNP complex; P-body; sno(s)RNA-containing ribonucleoprotein complex.
CUCGAGGCAGAACGGCCUAAAAAAGUUCUUCUACUCGUGGUCGAUGUUUAUGGAGGUUUAUUGUUGAAGAAGAAGGAAUUCUAUUGACCUUAUCGACAAUUUUUUCAUUAUGAGUGGGAGACAGAAUCCAAGUGACUUUCUCAAGCAAAUAAUUGGCCGUCCUGUUGUAGUGAAACUCAACUCUGGGGUGGAUUAUCGAGGGGUGCUUACCUGCUUAGAUGGAUACAUGAACAUUGUUUUGGGGCAGACCGAAGAAUACUUAAAUGGUCAGUUGAAGAACAAAUAUGGAGAUGCUUUCAUUAGAGGAAAUAAUGUUCUGUACAUCAGCACACAAAAGCAAAGGAAGUUACAUCCUUAGAUUUUGAUUCCUGCCCACCUCUGAAGCAAACAAUUUUAAACACUAGAACACUUAAAGGGUUCACAGACAUGUCUUUAUAAAGAGUUUAAUACAUAUGAACUUGUGUUUGAUCAUAUAUCUGGCCAGGCUAAAUGGAUUCAAUGGAUGAAAAUCUCUGUUUUGGGCUAUAGCUGGAAAUGCAAUGGCCUAACCUGCUUGGAUACUAUGAAUGAAUAUUGGACAAUAGUAAUGAAAAGGUUGAAUCUUUUUAGACAAGCUGUAGUUUUGUUGUAGUUUUAUUACCUAUGGAUGGAGAAAUCUGUUAACC